AAUACUGUACGACUAGAAUUCCCCAUCUAUGCCUCCGUCACUCUCGGAACUAGGGCCCCGCAGGACAUCAGCCUGGAAGAAUUUGACGACGAGGAUCUGUCUGAAAUCACCGACGACUGUGGCAUCGGCCUGAACUACGACUCCGACCACUACGAGAAGGACUGCCUGGUGCUGGAGAGGUGCGAACAGCCCCACCCCACCUGCACCUUCCAGGAUGAUUUCCAGGAGUUUGAGAUGAUUGAUGACAAUGAAGAAGAGGAGGAGGAGGAGGAGGAAGAGGAAGAAGAGGAGGAAGAAGAGGAGGAGGAGGAGGAAGGAAAUGGGUUAGAGGAAACCCCACCUUCCCCUUCAGUAUCACCCAUACCAUCGCCUACUCCUGAGGAGACCCAGAAGCAUCGUCCCACCACUCUCAACCUGACUGUGACGGGCACACAGGACUCCUUGAACAACAACAGCGGCUGCAACCCGGCCCCCCAGCGGGCAACCUGGCAGGAGUCUCUCCUCCACUCCACCGCCUCUUCCGCCCCCCACGCUGAGCGCUCCUCUCCUGCACACCCAUGUCUCCAGGAUGGGCCCUGCGCGGAUGCUCCGGGCAGCCCAGGACGACCCAGCCCAGUCCAGCCCCACUGCAAGCCCACCUCUCUUUACGACGCCGAAGGGAACAGCCGGGAGCCGCUUCCAGGGGUCACCCCUGCCCCGCGCGCCGGGGAGGAUUACAACAUGAACAUCGUCUCCUCGUCGCCCUGCUCAUGCCCUCUGGCAGCUGCUGUGCCCGCGGAGCUCACCAGUGUUGCCAAAGGUCCGGCAGGGGAACCUCCAUCUGGCCGGCCCCACGACGCCGACACGCACAGGUCCCCCGCCUCGGAGAGCCGCCAUGCCUGCUUCCCAAGGGAUGCCGUGGCCAGACAGGAGGAAAAGAAGGCGAAAGCGGAGAGGGAGAAGGCGGCUAGCAGCCCCACUGAGGGUGCCGGGGUGAAAGCAGGGCACAGCCCCCCAACCUCUGGGGCCAGCCGGAGCAAGAGUCUGGGCGCUGAGGAGCCUCCGGCCAAGGGCUACGGAGAGGCGAGCCCGGCCGGGGCGUCGGGAGAGCUGCUCGGCUCCGGGGGAGAGGGCCCUCGCGGGAGCUUGCGAGGGUUGCCCUCCGCCUCCUCGGACAGCACGUCGCCCUCCUCCGACCCCGGCAUAGAGGCCGACCUCACCAGCCGCAACGCCAAGGCCUUCCCUGGCGGGGUCUGCCACUGCGAGGAGUUGAGCUCCCCGGGCUCCGACUCGGACGUGGAGGGCGAGGGCGAGGCGACCUACGGCCGUGGCGGGCACCGCCUGGCCAGCAACAUGAUUUCCAGCAUCUCGGAGACGGAGCUGGACCUGAGCAGCGACAGCAGCAGUGGGCGGUCCUCGCACCUCACCAACUCCAUCGAGGAGGCCAGCUCCCCGGGCUCGGAGGGGGAGCUGGAGGCUGACCUGGAGCCCCCGGGCGGGAUGAUGGGCCUCAAGGACGCCCUCCUGCUGGACGCCGACAAGGGGGAGCCGGGCCCCGAGCGGCCGCCGGUGCGGCGGGAGAGCCUGGCGGCGCUCAUCACCACAGACGAGCUCGCCGAGGACCCGUCGGCCCCGGUCGACGACCAGAUGGGUGGGCCCCUCGCCGGGGCCGUGGAGCUGGAGAUCGCUCCCGACCACAGCCUGGAGAGCCUACGCCGCUCCUUCUAUUUGCCGGUGGGGCCAAAGCGCCGCCCGGCGGCUGAGGACGAGGACGAGGACGAGGACGAAGACGGGCAGAGCGACUACGACGAGUCCGAGUCGGGCUCCGAGUCGGAGCCUGACCUGAGUGAAGACUCCGACUCCCCCUGGCUGCUCAGCAACCUGGUCAACAAGAUGAUCUCGGAGGGCUCCUACCCCAUCAAGUGCGCUGACGAGUGCUUCCCGGCUGCCCCCUCCCUCUCCGACACCAUCUCGCCUGCUUCGGACCUGGAGGGCGAUCUGCCCGGUGAGGUGCCGGGCGCCCCCCAGCCCCACCGCCAGCAAAGCAUCGAGCUGGUGGAUAUGGAGACGCUCCGCAGCUCGCUGCAGGGGGCCGAGGCGGAGAAGCCCCCCGAGAAGGGCCCGCCAGCCACAGAGCUGCAAGGCCCCCCGUUCCUGUUCCUGAGCAACGCCACCCAUGACACCAUCACCCCAGUCUUCCCCGGGCGGCCCCUCUCCAGCUGCUGCGCCGGGGGGCUGCCUGCCAGGCAUGGGUCCCCCCGGGAGCCCUCCGCCGGGCCGGAGGAGAGCGCGCUGGAUGGGGAGCCUGGCUCGGGUGUUUUGGGGGACAGUGACAUGAUCGAUGACAUCCGGUUAGAGCCCGGCCAGGGGCUGGACAUCUCCACUGCGCGGACCAACCGCUGCUUCCGCCUGGCCUACUCCCCGGAGGAAGAGGAGGAGGAGGAGGAAGGCGAGCACCCCUGCCCGAAGGGCAGCCUGAAGGGGUCCCCCUUUUCGGAGGGGGAGGAGGAGCUGCCGCCACCGCCGCCGGCCGCGCCGCUGGACCACUCGUUGGCCUACGACGCGCUCAAGUACACGCUGGUGGUGGACGAGCACACCCAGCUGGAGCUGGUGAGCCUCCGGCGCUGCACCUCGGUGCUGAGCGACGACAGUGAGCUUCUGCGGGCCUGCGAGGCCGCCGACCUGGAGGAGAGCGGCAGUGACUUUGGGGAGGGCUUGGGGGCCCCCGACGGGCGCAGCUCCUCCUCGGAGCAGGAGGACUCCUCUCCCGAGGCCGACCUCCAUUUCUCCAAGAAGUUCCUCAAUGUCUUCGUCAACAGCACCUCUCGCUCCUCCAGUACAGAAUCCUUUGGUCUCUUUUCCUGCACGGUGAACGGGGAGGAGCGGGAACAGACCCACCGCGCUGUCUUCAGGUUCAUCCCUCGGCAUGAAGAUGAGCUGGAGCUGGACGUGGAUGACCCAAUUCUGGUGGAGCUGGAAGAGGAUGACUACUGGUACCGGGGCUACAACAUGCGCACGGGAGAGCGUGGCAUCUUCCCAGCUUUCUAUGCCCACGAGGUGGUGAGCCCGGCAAAGGAAGGAACAGGCCUGAAGCGGAAUCCUUGCUGGGUGGAGGGCUUCAACGUCCAGUUCCUGGGGUCGGUGGAGGUCCCCUACCAUCAGGGCAACGGCAUCUUGUGCGCGGCCAUGCAGAAGAUUGCCACCACCCGAAAGCUGACGGUGCACCUGAGGCCCCCGGCCACCUGUGACCUGGAAAUCAGCCUGCAGGGGAUCAAGCUGAUCCUGACCGUGAACGAGUACAGUCGGGAUGAGGAGUUUGAGCGCUGCAGCCAUUUCUUCCAGAUGAAGAACAUCUCCUUCUGUGGCUGCCAUCCUCGCAACAGCUGCUACUUUGGCUUCAUCACCAAGCACCCGGUCCUGAGCCGCUUCGCCUGCCACGUCUUUGUCUCCCAGGAAUCCAUGCGGCCGGUCGCCGAGUGUGUUGGCCGCGCCUUUCAGGAAUAUUAUCAAGAGCACCUGGAGUUUGCUUGCCCGACAGAAGACAUUUACCUGGAGUAGGCAGGGAGCCGGCGUGCCUCCUGCUCCUGCACCCCCAUCCAGAGACUCUGCCCGCCCUGCCCCGAGGACCCUGUGCUCCGCCAGGCUCACCACCACCCACGCCACCAACUUUCGGCCCCGUACCUUUCCCGCAGAGGCUCCGUGGCCCCAGAGAAGUGGCACAGGAGUUGGACAUGUGGUUGCUCUUUCCCCCUCUUCUCUCCCCCCCCCAAGCCUCCCCUUGUUUCCCACCCACAACAUCCAGGUUGGCCAGGAGGAGGAGGAGGAAGAGGAGGAAGAGGAAGAAGCUGCCAAGCUCCUUGCUGGGGGUGGGGGUGGGUGGGAAAGAAGGUCCUUUGUCCUCACCGAAGCCCACGAGCAGGAGGAGACCAGCGGGUGCAUGCGGGAGGGGAGCGUGCGAGGGCUGCAGCCGCUGCAGGAGGAAGGAGCCGCCUGGCCAGGGGUCACGGCGCCAGCGCAUUCCCGGGAAGUGACGGCCUUUGCAUGGCACCCGUCUUGGGUUGGGAGGAAGGCUCGGAGCGCAACCGGGAAUGUCUGUCUGGGCCUCUCCCGCCCUCC
Messenger RNA from Pogona vitticeps (central bearded dragon), 4095 nucleotides. The record is from RefSeq and is a predicted model, not a curated record. NCBI's taxonomy places the organism in Eukaryota, Metazoa, Chordata, Lepidosauria, Squamata, Agamidae.